Molecule: messenger RNA, 912 nt
Organism: Lactuca virosa
Lineage: Eukaryota; Viridiplantae; Streptophyta; Magnoliopsida; Asterales; Asteraceae
Source: the annotation of a GenBank genome assembly
ACCUUUCUCCAAACACCCCUUUUCCAGUUGCUAUAUAUAUAAACCAAUAUCAUAUUUUGUUCAAUCAACAAAUCAACAAAUCAACAAACACAAAAGGAUGGAUCAAUACAAAGGUUCAGAUGUGGAUAAGUACAGAUGUUUCAUGAGUGGAAAAGGUGAGAAGAACACCACAUGGAAGUUGGGUGUUCCCCCUAACUUUGAUGUGGUCAACAAGCUCUUUGAAGCAGGAAGAACAAAGAUAUGGCCCACAGGUUCAUUGGAAGAGCAAGUUCAGAAUCUUGUGAAAACAUGGGAAAUGGAGAUAUUCCACAAACUGAAUCCCAAAGAUUUCAAAACGUGUGACGUCACAAAGUUAACAACUUCUGUUAAUGGUAGGAAACCAAUGACACCGCAAGAUGUAGCCAAGAUAGGCGGAGGAUACAAUAUGUUUCUUCAAACUUCGUUGCCUGAAAAGCUACGUUUGUAUAAUCCUACCGAUGAAACUGUGGAUACGGCUCACAAGCUCUUCACCACCACCUUUCCUCGUGGUUUUGCGGUGGAGAUUCUUCAGGUUUACUCAGGUCCACCAGUGAUUGCGUAUAAAUUCAGGCAUUGGGGUUACAUGGAAGGCCCAUUCAAAGGUCAUCCGCCUACCGGAGAAAUUGUAGAAAUGUUUGGUGUCUCCACAAUGGAGUUGGAUGAAGAGUUGAAGGUGAUGAAGGUGGAGUUCUUCUACGACAGAGGAGAGCUUCUUGCAGGUCUCACCAAAGGUGGUGGUGCCACCGCCGCCGGAGAUUCAAACACCGGUGAGGGCGAGGGGACGUCUUCAAGUUGCCCUUUUUCUUAAACGAAAAUAAUAGACAAUUUAGAGUUCCAAUAAACUAAAUUAUGAUUUCUUUGUAAUUCCAGCUUGCAUGUUUGAAAUCUUCCGAG